Messenger RNA from Exophiala dermatitidis NIH/UT8656, 1005 nucleotides. RefSeq lists its product as uncharacterized. Bases 1 to 1005 code for a protein of 334 amino acids. The transcript is spliced from 6 exons. Lineage: Eukaryota; Fungi; Ascomycota; Eurotiomycetes; Chaetothyriales; Herpotrichiellaceae. The record is from RefSeq and is a predicted model, not a curated record.
AUGGCGAGCGAAUUCAACACAGAAGCCUUUACGUUGCUGGGCAUUGGUGUUCUCGUCGUGGUCACAAGGGAGGUGUCACGGGUGUAUAUGGCCGGUUUGAAAGGGUUAUGGCUCGAGUAUGUAGCGCAUUUGAAGUCCACGGUCAUCUACGGCUUAGAAACGGGCGCUGCAUAUAUGGUCGGGGCGUCGUGGCACGGCUUGGCCAACAAUGGCAUGACGGAUGAACAACGUCGGACGUUAGACCCUCACUCGCAAGAAUACAGACUUCGGGUCAACGGCUCCAAAACGCAACUGGUCGGCUGGAGCCUGUACACCUUGUUGCUGUGGACGUUGAAGCUCUGCGUGGCAAUCUUCUAUCAUCGGUUUACACAAAGCCUCGAUUACAUGAAGUCCCGCAUACGUCUGGGCUAUGUGAUCGUCGUGGUCACGUACGUGGCCACUGAACUCUCGAUUCUUCUGGGCUGCCAUCCGUUCCACAAGAACUGGCAGAUUUACCCCAACCCGGGCAAUCACUGUCAACCCGCCAUCUCCAAGAUCGACCUCUAUGUCACCGUCAUCCUUAACGUCCUCUCCGACCUCUAUUUGCUCUCCAUUCCCAUUCCGCUACUGUGGAAAGCCGAUGUCCCGCUGGUGAAGAAAAUGUCUUUGAUUUUUAUUUUCGGCGGCGCAAUCUUCGUCAUGGCGGCCGGCAUUCUGCGUGCUGCCCUUGUUAUCCACGAUCCUGUCGGAGGUGCCCAAGCCGCAGGCAGCUGGGCUGUGCGCGAGACGUUUGUCGCUGUCGUCGUGGCCAAUUUGCCCAUGGUCUACCAAGGUCUUCGAUGUUUCACCAAAGCCGCAGCGGGAAGCAGUUAUUUCUCAAAGAGGUCCCGAUCCCGCUUGGGAUACAGCAGGUCGGCAGAUGAGCCUGAGUUUGAAAUGGUCUCCUCACCUCGGACCAGCAGCAAAUCGCCCGCGCCGCAGCUCGGUCCGAUCCAGAUGCAGCAUGAGUUUUUCAAGUCGCCUUAA